AUGAGUAUUCUUUGUAUUUAUCUAGCAAUUCUUAUCGUUUUUGUCAAUUCUUCAAAGUUAGAAGAAAACGAGGCACAAAUCAAUUUUGAUCAUGGAGUUGCGAGAUAUUUGUAUCAGGGAGAUAUUAUAAUGAAUCGACGAGUUCGAAGAGGAGUUAUUAAACCAGGAACAAACAAAUGGAAAUUACCAAUGCCAUAUAAAUUUGAUCAACAUUUUCGUGAGUGGAUGAGCUUUUUAGGGACUAGGGAAACUUCAGAGUUUUCUUCAACAAAAUGUAGUAAUCCCUGUUUUCUUUCAGCUAAAAGAUCAAGAUUACGUGUUCUUGAAGCAAUGAGAUUCUGGAGUGAGAAAACAUGCAUAACCUUCGAAGAGAAUUCCAACGUCUACCCUCAUGUGAAUAUUUUCGAAGGCCCAGGUUGCUGGAGUUUUGUUGGUCGACAACCAACAUUACGUCAACAAUCCUUAUCGUUGGAGAAUAGUUGCACUGAUCAUGUUAGUUUCAUCUUCCAUUUUUGAUACUUUAUCUAAUUUUUUGCAGAUCUUUGUGAUUGCUCACGAGAUUGCUCAUACACUUGGAUUUUAUCACGAACAUUCUAGAUCUGAUCGUGAUAAUUAUAUCGACAUCGAUUAUGCAAAUGUGAAUCCAAAUUUGACUUUUGCAUUCAAUAAAGAACUUCAAAAUCAAAUUCCCAACGAGAAUUAUCCAUAUGAGUACGGUAGUGUUAUGCAUUAUUCAGUCGAUCAAUUUGCAACCAAUACAAAUCGACCUGUGAUCUACGCAAAAAAUCGAAAUUUCGCGCGAUCAAUGGGAAAUCGUAUGCGAGCUACAUUUCAUGAUAUAACACGCAUGAAUAAUUUGUACAAUUGUCAUGAACGUUGUCAAAAUACUGUGAAUCGAUGUAUGCACGGAGGAUAUCCAGCACCUUCCGAUUGCUCACAAUGUAUUUGUCCGGAUGGAUUUGGAGGACAAUAUUGUGAAACAUUUGAAACAUCUUCGAUUGGACAAAGAGAAAAUCCAAGCUGCGGUGGAGAACUUUAUGUAAGUUUUUUUUUUCAAAAUCAAUUUCAAUGACAGUUUUUGAUUUUUAAACAAUCAAAAUUUCCAGGCCAGCCACAUUCCACAAACAUUCUAUGGAGCUGUUCGAACUCGUGUUCAUUCAAACAAUAUUCUAGCUUCUCCAGAACAUUGUUUCUGGCAUAUAAAGGUAAUUAGAUUUGGGCUUUUGAAUUGGACCCGAAAAAUAAGAUGUUUGAUUUUGUGCAAUUUUUUUUUCGGAAAAACUUGCUAGAUCAGAUGAAAAAUAUUUAUUGA
Caenorhabditis angaria is the source of this 1312-nucleotide messenger RNA. The record is from the annotation of a GenBank genome assembly. Lineage: Eukaryota; Metazoa; Nematoda; Chromadorea; Rhabditida; Rhabditidae.